Messenger RNA from Scomber japonicus (chub mackerel), 2820 nucleotides. It is a transcript of the gene she, whose product is annotated as Src homology 2 domain containing E. Bases 466 to 2016 code for a protein of 516 amino acids. Lineage: Eukaryota; Metazoa; Chordata; Actinopteri; Scombriformes; Scombridae. The record is from RefSeq and is a predicted model, not a curated record. Gene Ontology annotation, molecular function: phosphotyrosine residue binding. The transcript has 6 exons.
UUGGUCGAAUAACUAGACGCAUCAUCUCACGCUCCGGGAAUGGGAUCUUUACUUGGUUCAAAGAAAAACUUCCAAUUUUUUCGAGUUUACGCUUUGCAGAGGCUACUUUUCAAGCUGCAGGGAUAGUUGUUACUGCAGGUGCAGGGUGACAGCAACAGAAGGUCACUGUCCAAUGACUUCCAAGACGUAUCAGAAGUUGUUAGGGAGGUUCAGUCGCUAGAAAUUAGUUUAACAUCGUAAAGUGGGCUUAUAUGAGUUAAACGCCGAAAAUAAUUUCUUAUUUUCAGACCACGAUUACUUAAACUGAGCCGUGCGUAAAAUAUUUGUGCGUAAAGUUGGUGCUGUUGCGCACGGUUGAAAUUUAAAAUAGCGGAGUCCUCGAAGGGCAGCUAAUACAAGAGCGUGUAAAAUACAUCAGAUUCGUUAAGUUUUAAAUCUGUGAGAAGUGUUGAUACUUUGACAAUCAUGGCAAAGUGGUUCAAAGAUUUCCCCAUCAACCUGAAGAACGGGAAUGAACGGGUACGCUCGGCCUCCGAAUCUGGUCCCCAAACACGUUCCAAACCUUCAUUUUCUCGAGACAGUCUGAAGGGAAAUCAGCGUAAGGAUGGCGGAAUGGGGGGUCUACUGGCAGGGAGAAAUAGGAAAAAUUCGGCUACAGAGUUGGGUCGUAACAACACAGGAUCUGGUGGGACAGUCUGGGAUACUCUCACAACUGGAAAAGGUCGCAAGAACUCCAAGGUCGAAACAUCUGAUGAGAACCGUCCGGUCAGGACCUCUAGUCUGGCACAAGCGUACAUCAGCAGGAUGAUCAAAGUGGACAAGCAAGACAAGACCCCAAAACUCAACGGGAUAAGUGAACAGAAGAUGCCCGAGAGCGAAAAGGGAAAGUCUGACAUUAAAACAACGCUGAUUAUCCUGGAGGACUAUGCAGAUCCUUUUGAUGCAGAGAAAACCAAGGAGCAGAGAGAGGCUGAGAGAGCAGGAAUGAAUGAUGGUUACAUGGAGCCCUAUGAUGCCCAGGUCAUCAUCACAGAGGUUCGCAGACGGGGCUCCAAGGACCUCCUGAAAGUGUGUGUUCUCCUGGACCAAGGCCAGAGAAAGGGGAAAGGAGAGGAGGGCAAGCCCAUGCCCCCAAAUAUCUAUGACACACCAUAUGAAGGUGGACAGGAGGGCGACAGUGAGGGGGUGUGGAUCCCUGUCACACGGCCAGAGUCUGACAUCCGUCCUGCUGGAGAGUACGAACUGCCCUGGGAGUGGAGAAAGGAGGACAUUGUUAGAGCACUGUCAGCUCAGUUUGAGGCAGUGGAUUGUUCUCCCAAUAAAGAGAAUGGUUCAACCACUGGCCGCCAGCAGCAGCAGCAACAGCAGCAGCAGCAACAACAGCAGCAGUCACAGCAGCAGCAGCAGCAGCAACAACAGCAGCAGCAGCAGCAGCAGCAGCAACACACUCUGAGACAGAAGAGCUGGAACCACAAAACACUUGUCUCCUCUUCUUCAUCCUCCUCUUCUUCUCCCUCCUUUCCCUCCUCUCCUAUUCUCAAACUCUCCCCUCUCACACCCCCUUCUCCUUCCUUCCCCACCCUCAAACUCUCACCCUCCUCCAGCCCCAACAAACUUUCACCUCCCUCACCUACCUCCCCUGGAGCCCCACUGGAUGGGGAGGCAGCCAAAGUGGAGCCCAACUUGCCGCUGGACAAGCAAAGCUGGUACCAUGGCAGUGUGAGUCGGCAGCAGGCUGAGGCUCAGCUGCAGCGCUGCAGGGAAGCCAGCUUCCUGGUGAGAGACAGCGAAUCAGGAACCAGCAAGUACUCCAUCGCUCUGAAGACCAGCCAGAAUUGUGUGCACAUCAUUGUGGCCCAGACUAAGAGCAGUAAGGGCUUGGGCUACACACUGGAUCAGAGUAGCUGUGUCUUCUCCAGUAUCCCCGAGCUGGUCCACCACUACCACACGCACAGACUGCCUUUCACUGGAGCGGAGCACAUGACCCUGCAGCAUCCUGUGCUCAGGUCACACUGACCAUGCACAGACGACAAAUAAACACAUUGGGACACAAAUGCACACGAGAUGCGUAUGACACAUAUAUGCACAAACGUGCACAGAUGCACACACAUAAACUUGCUAAUACAUGUGCAUACACACAUACUCACAAGACAUGCUGCUUGGGAUUCUCGUGUGUACUACUUAAAUAAAUCUAUAUUAUUAACUUUGGGCAUGUUUGCGAUGUCUACAUGCACCACCUAGUGGACAAAUCAGAUACUACAAUAACCAGAAUUUCAUAUUAUUGCAGUGCUGCCAGUUUGCAGUCUAAAAUCAACAAAACACACAACAGCAGGCACACACAGGCUAUACUGAAUUUACUUACAGAUACAGGAAAACCACCCCUUCUUCCAUUGCUGAGUGUAUUUGCCCAUUGACGGACUCCGCAGAAUGUUAAUACCAUGCAAACCAAAUUGAUUUCUGCAAUACCUAAAACAAUGCACUGCAUUUAAUGUAAUCAAUUUAAAAUUUCAAAGAAAGUGCAGAGGCUUAUAAUAAAAACAGAGGUUCUGAUAUAAUCGAUUAGCACCAUGCCUGUCAGUUUGGCUUUGGUCUAUAAGAUCAAUACACCUGACUGGAGUGUAUUUAUUCAUCCAUAUGACAUGUCAAUCACCCUAUCGAUCCAUGGUGAAAAUAAGGCUCAUUUGCCAACCACUCUGUCUGUCAAAAGAAAGAGCUGUAUUGAUUAGAUGAUUAGAAUUAGUGUAGUGGGAGGGGUCUUAUAACAUUACUGUACCCAAUAAGCAAAAAUGUUUAAGUGCACAAAUAAAUAUGUGAAUAUCA